Rubroshorea leprosula is the source of this 1302-nucleotide messenger RNA. The record is from the annotation of a GenBank genome assembly. Lineage: Eukaryota; Viridiplantae; Streptophyta; Magnoliopsida; Malvales; Dipterocarpaceae.
AGAAACCGAUUUCUUGUCCUGCUUUUGUUUUCCAGCUUUGUUAUCCUAACAACCUCCCAACAUGAAUCAAUCAAGUCCAAACAGAAACAUGUUGCCAUGUUUGUGUUUGGAGAUUCGGUCUUCGAUCCUGGAAACAAUAACUUCCUCAAUAUCAGCGUUACCCAGGGGAAGGCAAAUUUUCCACCCUAUGGGGAGACCUUUUUCCACUAUCCCACCGGGAGAUUUUGCGAUGGACGCAUAAUUCCUGAUUUUACCGCAUCGUUUGCAGGUUUACCACUAUGGAGACCUUAUUUAGAUCCUGCUAAUCAUAAUUUGCUUGUUGGAGCAAACUUCGCCAGUGGUGGAGCUUGCGUGCUUGUUGAAAAUAAUCCAUAUACGCUCAACCUACCAAUACAACUAGGCUUCUUCAAGGAGGUGGUAAAUUUGUUGACACAGCAGUUGGGUGAGUCAGACACCAAGCAGCUGUUAAGGGAAGCCAUCUACAUUUCUAGCUUAGGGGGUGUGGAUUACAUGACAUUUGCCAGUUCUUCCUCUAAUGUUACUGAAUCAGAGAUGCAAGAAUAUGUUAACAUUGUGAUUGGCAAUAUAACAAACGCAACAAUGGAAAUAUAUAAACUAGGGGGAAGGAAAUUUGCAUUUCAGAGUGUUGGACCUUUGGGUUGUGUUCCAAAAACGAAGGCGGAGUUUAACUCCACUGGGGAAUGCGUCGAAUUUCUCCAAAUUCUAGCAACCAUGCACAACAAUGCUCUAGCAAAAGUUGCUGAGGAAUUAGAAAUCAGGCUAUCCGGAUUUAAGUAUUUAAUGUUUGAUUUCUUCACUUCGCUCAUGGAUAGAGCAAAUAACCCCGAAAAAUACGGUUUCAAGGUGGGUGACAAUGCAUGCUGCGGUGGCGGAGCAUACCAUGCCCAGACUGCUUGCGGAUGGUUAACAGAAGAAUAUGAAUUAUGCAGUGACCCCAGUAAAUUUGUGUUCUGGGAUGCUUUACACCCUACUGAAUACUGCUACUCUCAAUUAGCUCAGUUGUUGUGGAAUGGAACAGGAAACGUUACUUGGCCUCUUAACAUGAAGCAACUAUAUGAUCUUGAUAUCGACGCCGAGAUUUCUUCUCAAGACAUUGAUCUUAUAUCCGAUGCAUAAUUAUUUUUCAUAUGCAAACAAAGCCCAUUUUGUUAUGUUGUUUUCAUCACUAAAGAAUAAGGGUUAUAUUCCAAUCCAUUACAAUUCCUAAGUUGCAUAUGCUCGUUUGAAGAAUGGCGUAAAAUCUUAGAAGGUGCGUGUUAGCAAGAAAAUGAUGCUCAAAGA